AUGUCAGCGGGAACUGUUGUUAUAACCGGAGGAAUUCUCGCCGGGGUGAUACUGCUGUGCAUUGUAGCAGUGCUCUGUUACUGUAGACUCCAGUACUACUGCUGUAAGAAGAAUGAUUCUGAGGUGGACGUGGGCUCCGUGGUCGGAGGGGACGCCCACGCUCACUUCGCCUGCAACGCGUGCAGUGCCCUCGCCCUGGACGGCACGGCGGUCACCCCCGUCUCGCUGGAUCAGCUGGAUGCCGGCCCCCUUCACAACCACUGUCCCACCUGCUCGCCGUACUACCUCCGCUCUGGACUCAGUGAUGACAUACAUAACGGAGGGGAGCGGCUGGGCUUCCAUACCUACUACGAGAACCCAUCUGUUUCUCUCCCCCUGUCUGUCAACCCGCAGGGACCCUCCCCUCUGAAUUAUUACAGUCCCACGGACAUGUUCCCUCCCCCACCGCGCCCCUACAGCACCCAGGUCUGA
Messenger RNA from Myripristis murdjan (pinecone soldierfish), 471 nucleotides. Its product is annotated as protein FAM163A-like. Lineage: Eukaryota; Metazoa; Chordata; Actinopteri; Holocentriformes; Holocentridae. Bases 1 to 471 code for a protein of 156 amino acids. The record is from RefSeq and is a predicted model, not a curated record. The transcript is spliced from 2 exons.